This is a messenger RNA of Penicillium odoratum, 1044 nucleotides long. RefSeq names its product D-mandelate dehydrogenase-like dehydrogenase. Lineage: Eukaryota; Fungi; Ascomycota; Eurotiomycetes; Eurotiales; Aspergillaceae. Gene Ontology annotation, molecular function: NAD binding; glyoxylate reductase (NADPH) activity; hydroxypyruvate reductase [NAD(P)H] activity. Gene Ontology annotation, cellular component: cytosol. The record is from RefSeq and is a predicted model, not a curated record. The coding region runs from base 1 to 1044 and encodes 347 amino acids. The transcript has 2 exons.
AUGGGCAAGCCAAUCGUUCUCCACCUGGGCGAUGACAUCCGCUGGAACCACGACCAAUAUGCCAAAUUCAAAGACCAAUUCGAGAUCCAGCGAUCAUACAGCAUGUCAAGACCGGAAUUUAUCCGGGCACUAAAGGAGCGACAGUUUGGCGACUUCGUUGCGAUGUACCGACCUUUCUGGAACACUGGUGGCGAGAUGGGAAACUGGGAUGAGGAAUUGAUCUCGCUACUCCCGGACUCAUGCAGGAUCUUCGCUAGUGCCGGUGCUGGUUUUGACUGGGUGAAUACGGCUGCUUUGGCCAAGAAGGGUGUUAUUUACUGCAAUGCCGCCGCUGCUUGUACCGAGUCCGUGGCUGACGCUGCAAUCUGGCUUGUGAUUUCCACAUUCCGACUAUUUUCGUGGUCGGCAAUGGCAGCUCGUGCUAUCAAUGCGGACCAGUUUGUAGAUGCCAACCGCAAUCUUGCGAUGGUGUCUCAUAACCCCAAAGGCCAUACACUUGGUAUAAUUGGCUUUGGCCAGAUUGGUCGACGGACAGCAGAGAAAGCGUACAAGGCUCUCCAUAUGAAGAUUCUCUACCACGACAUUGUGCAGAUGCCAAAGCAGCUGGAGCAGGUUUCCAAUGCCACGUUCCACCAGUCUAUGGAUACUCUUCUUGCCGAGUCAGAUUGUGUGGUUGUGGCUACUCCUUUCAGUGGAGAGACCCUCCUGAACGCAUCACUGCUAGCAAAGAUGAAGCGCGGAUCCCGGCUUGUCAAUAUCGCUCGAGGAAAGCUCCUUGAUGAAGCAGCUCUUGUUGAUGCUUUGAAGCGUGGUCAACUCGCUUCUGCAGGCUUGGAUGUACACUUCAAUGAGCCGCAUGUCAGUCCCGAGCUGGCUAAGAUGAAGAAUGUGGAAAUCCUGUCACAUAAUGCUGGUACUUCUUUGGACGCGCACAUUGGGUUUGAGCGUCUAGGCAUGGAGAACAUUGUCUCGUUCCAUCAUACCGGAAAGGCCGUGACGCCAGUAAAUGCCCAUUUGAUUAACAAGGCAUCUUCCAAACUUUAG